GUUGCCUGUCCCAAGAAUAGUGAACUGUUAACAAUCUAGUAGGCAUAAUGUGAGAGAGUGGAGAAAUUGGGAGGCAAACACAGCAGCCUAUUUCCCUUUCAGUAACCGUGUUGCGUUUCGACAAGAAACACAAAAACACCAUAUCGCAAUUGGCCAUGAACGUUCAGCUCGACAGGAUUCGUUGUGCAAUUUAAACUAAUAAUACCCACGCCAGAAUCGUCAUAUUCUUGUGAAUCGAAAAGGUGAACUUUCUGUUUUUACAUAAUUCAGGAAUAUCCAAGUUUUUGUUAUGUGACACUGUACAUCAGAAUGGCCUGCCAUGUUCGGCGGUUCAGAGCGACGUCGGUCGUCGAAUGUGCGCUUCAAGCAACUGUUCCACGAGCUCAAACAACAAUUCCCUACAAUUCCUGACGAGGUCAUAGCCAACUGCAUCUCUUCCUCCAAAGACACCAACAUCGUAGACGAACUCAAGUCCAGAGUAACAUCAAGGUGUUCUUCAGAAGAGCCCAUGGGACGUCCCUCAAUCGACAACGAAGUCCCUUCAUUGAAACCUGAAGAACCCGACAGAAGAGCAAGUGUCCCAGAAGAUUCACCAAGGAAAAAAGUUUUGGAAGGUCGAAGACAUAAAAGAUCAACGAAGACGGUUAAAGAAGAUUGCUUCUUUGAUUACCUCGAAGGUUCCUCUCCAGAUACCGAGAAUAAUGAUGGUGAAAGAGGAAGCAGGAAACUCUCUAGUCUGUUGAGAAAAACAGUAAGGAGCAUCAAGAUCCCAACGAAGAUAGACCACAAACUCACAGGGAGGAAGCAUAACAACCACAGGAAACAGCAAUCUAAGAGAGACUCAGAAGAUUCAUCUCCAAGAGAAUCAUCAACGUCCCCAACAGAUCAAGAAGAGGCACAAGCAUCUCCUACAGUCUCAGCAUUGAAGGAAACCUUCGAACCUAAAACCAAUGGAAUUCGCGAAAGAAAAACCCCUCCCAGAGUGAGUUCAUCAGCCACAAGACGUUCGGAGAUGAGCAAAAGUGCUGCAGAAUCUACUAGAAACUCAUCGUCCUCAACAUCUUCGCCUAAACGCCCGACUUCUCUAGCUUUAAACAGUGUUAAAUCUGACGGUAAAGGUUGGAAGAACGGUUUGCAGUUGUCCGAGAAGUGCAGAAACGUACCAAAGUUGUUAAACGCGAAUCUUCUUAGUGACAAGCCUCCUAGAUCUCCAGUGUAUAAUAAAAAAGCGGUUGGUGCUAAAGGUAGAAACGGUGUGCACGAUUCGAAAGUAAUAAGUUCGCCUGGUAGUGACAAAGAAGAGACACCUAGUGUAUCUAAAGACAGUGGUGUGAAUACCGGUGCCAGGAAGAAAGAAACUGUAUCAACUCCCACUCAAACGACUGAAACUCUUCUCGGAGACCCUACUGGUGGUAGUGUUAACGUAUCCUUCAAUGUCAAUUGCUCACUAGACGUCAUCCAAAGUCCUGUUAACCCUAAACGAACAUCCACGCUACAAGUAACACCAGAAACACCUUGGGGUAUAAGGGAACCUACCUCUCCUCGUAGCUAUACGACUGUUAACCUCACUUUAAGACCUCCAUGCUCCACGCCACAACCUCCAAUAGACAUUACAUCACAGAAUUCAAGUCUGACCUACUCCACGAGUAGCUUCGAUUCCGAGAAAGGUUUGCAAAAACGUUUGCAAAUUACGGUUGGUCCUACUGGUGGUAACGUUAUUGCUAGUAGGGUGAGGCCAGAGGGUUGUGAGUUUGAAGUAUCUGCUAGCACGCCCACUACGUUUGACGUACCUGUAAGAAGAUCUGUGGACGGUAUGGCGGCAUAUGAAGAUCCGCCCGUUGUGGUGAAGCAGCAAGCGAUGAUAGAAAGGCUACGGAUAUUAUUGACCAACGAGAAAACUAGGCUGACAGUACUGAGGCAGGAGGUAGCAGAUCUAGAGCGGAAAGCUAUCCGAAGUCCCUCCGAUAUUCAGAAAUGGUCCUUGAUGAAACACAAAAUUGCUCACCUGAGGUACCAGUGCAGAGGUUUGGUACCAGAUGGAAAUGAUACCAACGAACCUGAAUUCUACCCUAAUAUAUACCGUGGGCAACAGGGAAUCCUGAUCGCACCAGACAUCAGAACAUCACACCAAAACGACUACUACCAGCAAGACCACGAUGGUCCCAAGUGGAGCUGCGACGUCUGUACAUUCCACAACCAUCCUCAGCUUAACAAGUGUGAGCAGUGCGAUAUGCCUAGGUUUAUCCACGUAUCUGCAGCUCCAGGGGAUAAUAUUCAUAUUCAUGUUUCUCCCAGAAUUUCAAGAAGAAUUGUCAGAUCAUGGCAAUGAGAGGGAUUGAAACUAAGUAGAAGAUUCCAUCAAGAAUUUCAAGAGAUAAAAUAAUGAAAUUUCAAAUAAUUAUCGUUUUUUUGGAUGAAAUAAAACUCUUGAAACUAUAAGUAAUAUCCAGUUAAACACAGCAGAAUAGAGAAAGACUUUCUAAGCAACAAACAGAGAUCUUUCAGAAAUAACUUAUUAGUAAAUUUAAUUUCAAAUAUCGUCAAACCAGAUGAAAGAUUGCUCAAUUCUCAUUAUAUGAUUGUUUUUCAACAUCUUAGACGAUAGCAAGAGAUACGAUGUACAUUUUUUUUAUUGAUUUGUGACUCAAAGAAAAUUAUUUUUAAUAUUUUAUAUUUUUCCCAAAAUAGGUUGAAUUUUUUAUUAUUGAUG
This is a messenger RNA of Harmonia axyridis, 2710 nucleotides long. RefSeq names its product TGF-beta-activated kinase 1 and MAP3K7-binding protein 2 (gene Tab2). Lineage: Eukaryota; Metazoa; Arthropoda; Insecta; Coleoptera; Coccinellidae. The record is from RefSeq and is a predicted model, not a curated record. The coding region runs from base 320 to 2329 and encodes 669 amino acids. The transcript is spliced from 6 exons.